This is a messenger RNA of Platichthys flesus (European flounder), 5547 nucleotides long. It is a transcript of the gene ikzf2, whose product is annotated as IKAROS family zinc finger 2. The transcript is spliced from 8 exons. The record is from RefSeq and is a predicted model, not a curated record. Gene Ontology annotation, molecular function: DNA-binding transcription factor activity; RNA polymerase II cis-regulatory region sequence-specific DNA binding. Gene Ontology annotation, biological process: regulation of transcription by RNA polymerase II. The coding region runs from base 374 to 1942 and encodes 522 amino acids. NCBI's taxonomy places the organism in Eukaryota, Metazoa, Chordata, Actinopteri, Pleuronectiformes, Pleuronectidae.
ACUGCUCGGUGGGCCGCUGUCGGUUUGAGCGUGGAAACUCGACUCGGGACGCGUCUUUUACGCACCUGUGGGACUUUUGUGGAUGACCUCCUCCUAAACCCUCCUCUGCCUCUCUUAACCUGCCCACGUGAAUUGCCACACAUUUUUUUUUCCUGUGGGCCGUUGUUGAAUCUUGUUGACCGUAGAAUUUUUUUUCCUUCUUCUACAGUGUGAUAUCACUGGACGGAAUAGGUAAUUUCGACUUUGUCGUUUCUUGAAAGGGAGGUGGAGAGAACUCAACCACCCUCCCUCCCUCCCUCUCUUCGUCCUGGACUGAAAGCCCCGACUCUCUUCGCACAGGGGGGACACUUGAAGGACUCCUUAAGCACUUGAGAUGGAGGCUCCCGAUGGCCACUGUGCAAGUAACGGCCAAUGCUCUCCUGGUAAGGAAAACGCAAGAGUUUUAGUGGACAUGUCCACACCUAAUGGAGAGACAGUUCAUCGGGGUCCCAAUUCCCCCUGUGAACUGUCGAUUAAGCAAGAGGAAGACACGGCAGAGGAAACUGACGACAGAAGCCCGGCACUUGAAGAAAUAAGCCAAACGGGGGAUGAAGUAGUCGUAUUGGAGGAAUCCAUGACCGGCAGUCCGAGCAACGCCCAGGACGGAUUAUCUGAGCUGAACACGACGGCGGAUUCAGGAAGUCGGCAACCAAAUGGUGAGAGGCCAUUCCAGUGCAAACAGUGUGGUGUCUCGUUCACUCAGAAGGGAAACCUGCUGCGACACAUCAAGCUGCACACGGGCGAAAAGCCGUUCAAAUGCCCCUUCUGCAGCUACGCCUGCCGGCGGCGCGAUGCCCUCACUGGUCAUUUGCGAACUCACGCUGUUGGCAAGCCGCACAAGUGUAGCUACUGUGGGAGGAGCUACAAGCAGCGCACGUCUCUGGAGGAGCACAAAGAGAGAUGCCACAGUUACCUGCAAGGUAUCGGCCUGGACCCCACCGCCCACAACGGCCCUUACACAGGUGAAGGUCCUAAAGAGCCGAGGGCCAUGGCAGAGGCAAACUCCAUGGCAGCGUUCGAUAGGCCGCCUGUUAUUGAGAGGCUGCACAGCAAUGUGGGCAAGAGGAAGAGCACCACGCCUCAGAAGUUUGUGGGUGAAAAGAUGGUUCGCUACAGCUACCCUGAUAUUGGCUAUGAGAUGGGCAUUAAGUAUGAGAAGCAGAAUGAGCUGAUCCCAGCCCACAUGAUGGACCAGGCCAUCAGCAAUGCUAUCACAUACCUAGGAUCGGACAGCCUUCGGCCCAUGCUCCACCAUACGGGGCCCCCUCUCUCUAUGGCCGACGUGGUGCCCAUGGUCAACCCCCUCUACCACCAUGUCCUGCCAAUUGGCCAGCGAACAGAUCAUCCAGGAAACUUUGAUUCGAUGCCACCACAUCGGCCCCAGUCCCGUAACUUCCCCGGCCACCCCACCUCAAAUGGCCCCGCCGCCCUAACCAGGCAGGACAAGCCCCCCCAGUCGGGGCACGAGGAAUCGCCCAGCAACAGCGGAGCGGACUCUGCCGACUCGGCUCGGAGCAGCCCUCAGGAGAGGCAGGCCUACCACGGGGUCCCCCCCCCUCCCGGCCUCAGGUCUCGGGCGAGCCCCGCGGUGAUCUGCUCCGGUGAGCGGGUGACGGAGCCAGCGCUGAGAGGGGGGAUGGGGGGGGCCGGGCAGAUGCGAGUGGCCGCGGAGAGGCCCGUGAGCCAGAGGGGGGUGCGGGUGUUUGCUCGUGAGGGGCAGGAGUUGCGGGCGUUCCAGUGCCGGCACUGCCAGGUGCUGUUCCUGGACCACGUCAUGUACACCAUCCACAUGGGUUGCCACGGCUACAGAGAUCCACUGGAGUGCAACAUCUGUGGCCACCGCAGCAAAGAUCGCUACGAGUUCUCGUCUCACAUCGUCCGUGGUGAACACACCUUCCAGUGAAAGGAUUCGUGGGCGUCAAGAGGACGACAGAGAAAAGGGAAAGGAGCCAUAGCCUGGUGUCCAUUCUUCUCCCCCGACCUCUGAGACUGCACAGCUGAAGAGCACUGUGUACGAAUGUAGCACAAUCAAAGACUUCUUUUUAAAGCUACUUAUUGUGAAUCAAUCAUAUGAAGGUAUGGGCCAAAGACACAUUUUCUACAUAUUUAAUUGAAUAUUAAUUAAAUAUAGAAGAAGGAAGGUAAGUUCGUGUAUUUUGUAUAAAGCAGCUGUAAAGAUGACGUUGACUAUUUUUUUCCUCUUCUUCUUUGUCUGAUGUUGCCUUAUUUGGAAAUGUCUCCAUUUCUCCUUGUUCCUUCAUCACCUCGUGGGCUUCAUGUGGUGGAUGAGAUUAAAGUUUCACUUCAUAAAUAAUAAUAAUAUUGAUAAUUACAAAGGUAGUUAUUAAUAAUACUAUUAUUAUAUUGAAUUGGGCAACUUUUUGUGAUGUAUUUUACAGCCACUGUGUAGUUUUUCUUUUUUGUCCAUGACAUCGCUUUGGACCAGUAAUGUUUUUCUCUUUGGAGAUCUGCUGCUGUGUUUUCUAACUACAAGCAUUUGUGGGCGACCGAUUGAAACGAACAGUUCAGAGAAGUCUGACGCUUCAGGUGAAAUCUAUGAGAAGUGUUGGUACGAGUAGCAAAUGAAGAAACACACUCAGAAAGUAGUUUGACAUCAACAAUCUACAAUUUGUAUAUACAUUUAUUUACCUAUUGCUAGAUAUUACCAGUGCAUAUUUGAUCUAAUUUGUGAAUUUGAAGCUCAAGUCAAGAAAGCCACAACUACCUCUCAGCAACCAGAGAUGUGAAGAUGAUGGGAGCUGCUUCAUUGAUACAUUUUUACAUCUCGACUUAAGUACUUUAGUGUACAUUAGGGUUUUUUCAAUCACAAAUCAGGCAAAGAAAAUAUUUUUCAAUUUUCACUGGCUGGUGCAAUGCCUUUUGUGCCACUAAUAUCAAACUUGACUUUAAACAAGAGCCUUUUUCUCUUGGAAAUUAUUUAGAUUUUGUGUGUUGUAUUAAAUGUAGUCAAAUACAAUAGACAACUUUCUAAAUAAAUCCAAGGUUUAAAAGAAAUUCAUGUUUAAAAUAUUUCAAUAAUCUCACAAAAAAGUUAAAUUUCAUAUAUUUGUAAAUCAUAUAUUUUUCACCCAGACUAAAUUUAGUUCUUCUAUUACAACUUAUUUCCCUCUACUGUAUUCAGCCUUUAAUCAGUUUGCACUUAAAAGGUUGAAUUGUUAAUGAAGAAGCAAAACCCCAUUGAAAGGAUAGAACACAAAGGGCUGAGUUGCUUGCAGUGUCGGGAACCAGCUAGAUCAUUUAUUUUGAGUAUCCCAGUUCAUUUGAAACUGGCAGCUGGUGGGGGGGAGGGUGGUUUAAAUAACAGUUUUCUUCUGAUCACUUUAUGAUGGUCUCUGGGAAUGGAAACAACUUCAAGGUACCUCACUUUAUGCCAUAGGUCUGUCUCUUAAAUGUGGUCCACUUUGUUUGAAGCUGGACUGGUUUGUGUGUGCGUACGAGUUGUGGCUCUUUUUUCCGGGUGUUGGGUUUAGAAACGGGCUCGGUUUGACCUUCUUGUUGUCAUGUUCCUACUACGUGAAAUACCUGCUUGUGUGUGUGGUGUGUGAACGCCGUCUCUCAUCCUAUUUGUACCUCUCGACAAACACAGCAAAACAACCCAGAGCUACUUUGUCCUUGGCUCCUUGAAAUGUUGCCUUGCACAGCUCGAAAUGAGGCUGAACGCCGACAAUGUAUCGAAGGAAGCGCGAGAGUUAUUCAUGUGUAUUUGCAUGUUACUGGUUUUAAUGUCAUCAUGCUUGUUUGGAUGCUCAUUCUCCGCUCGUCACAGAACACUUGAACUUUCCCUCACUCUUUGAAUCUUGCUCUUUUCGCACUGCCGCCACAUUAACGUACGACCUUUUACAGGCGGCACGAUCGAGGGGAAUUGUGAGCCAGCGCGUAGUUCUAUUCUAAAGGCACUUCCAAAAAAACGGUAGCUUUCCUAGUCACCUCUGUGAACCUGAUCAAACAUUCAAAGCUUGUGCACGUGACACGGAAAUGGCGAGUGGGGGGGGGGGGGGGGUUUUCAUAUUGUCCAAUCGUUCUGCUGUAUGUUGAAGUAUUCAGAUUUGGACCACAGGGUCAGUUGCAGCUCCUCCCCAGUUACCAGCUCUGCCAUUGAAGGGGCUGGGACGUGGCUGUGCUUCGUGGAUCUUGCACUUUAUGUUACAUUGAAGUGUAGGUUGAGUGGAGAACCGUCCCCCCCCGAUACAACACACACAGCUCCUUUGUUUUAAAAAGAACAAUAUUGAGGUUGCACAUCGGGAAAUAAGACACCACACAGGCUUUGCUUGGCUGUCUGCUGAACGCGUCCUCUUCGAUCGUCCCGUCGGGUCCCCAUCGAGGUUUGACAUUAUUCGUUUGACACUGGUCGCUUUUUAAACACGACACACACUUGUUGACUCCUUAGCGUUAAACUCAGUGAUCCACUUGUCGAUGUUCGAUUCCUACUUUUGAUCAGAAGGCAGCUUUUUCUCUGUUUACAUUUUUGCUUGUCUUUUGCGCGAAUGGUGCCCAGCUGGCAUAAAAUACGUGCUGCCUGUAUCGGCACUGGAUAUUGUUUACAACUUGCAGCUGUAAUAUUGACUCUAUACAUUCGUUUACUAUAUUAAUGAUGUAUGAAUCAAUCAAACAAAAGAUGUAUACAAUCACAUGAAGGCCCUGUCCGUUCAGACAGGGGUCCCCCUGAAAGAACAUGUCUUUUAAAUUAUCCCAAGGUAAAACAAAGGGAUUAACAUUUUAUAUUUAUAAUGAUUUACUCAGUGAGCCCUCAUGUCCUAUGAAUGUGGGCGUUGUCACCCUAAUUUGUCAUUUAGAUAUGUUCCCCCCUGUUCAUGUUGUUAUCAGACAUCCUUUGCAGCCAUAUGAACACAAACAAGUUUUAAAAAAAAAAGGUCUUCUGUCAGCUCUCCUUGUCGGUGAGGAGUUAACUUGAAAAUCUAAAUGAUUGGUGUUGCUUCACACGCCGGGGGAUGUUUUCCUUUUGUAUAUUUUGAAAGUGAAUGUGCUAAAUGUCUAUUUUUCUGCUGAAAUGUUCAUGCAAAUAGAAAAACUUUAUGUGUUUUUUUAAGUUGAAAAAUGUUUACAACAAUGUAAAAGGCAGGGAUCAGGUAUAUUGUAUUUUUUGAGAAAUAAUAUAUGACCGGUGUAUAUUUUGGCACUGAAUAUUGACUUUAUCAAAAAAAGCGUGCCGAUUGAUCAUCUCGGAUGUUGACGACAAUUUACUGAUGUGAGGGCUCUCAGGUAUUUGCAUAGGUUGUGUAUUUUCAUGUCCUACAAUAUGUGAUUUAUUUAUCAAAAAAAGAAGGCAAAUGAAUUAAAAUUCUUUGAUCAUUUCUCUUGACUUAAAUCAGUCCAGUACUGAUGUGGUGAAGGACGUUGGAGGAUUGUUCAGCUCCUGUUUUUUGUUUUUAUUAAUCAUCAGUAACAGUACAUGAAGACACACUGCAGUGAAGAAUACAAUGUAUAUUUUGGAGGCAUGGGUUUCUCUCUAUUAAAGACACGAUUUUA